Molecule: messenger RNA, 1527 nt
Organism: Cladophialophora yegresii CBS 114405
Lineage: Eukaryota; Fungi; Ascomycota; Eurotiomycetes; Chaetothyriales; Herpotrichiellaceae
Exons: 3
Coding region: 1-1527 (508 amino acids)
Source: RefSeq, a predicted model, not a curated record
AUGGACCAUAAAGACCAUGGCAGUCAGGAACAGCUCUGUGUGCGCUUGCACAAGGCGGGAACCGUGGACACUGCGAAGUCUUUUGAGGUCAGAGUCGAAAAGGACAAACAGAGGGACAGCAGGCGCGACCUGUUCAGAGAGUGUCCGUCGCCAUCAGAGCAAGCGGCUGUGCCCAGCGUGUUGGGACCUUUGCCGCCACGCGGCUGGUACAAUCCCUCUCAAUUUCUCGGACAAUCUCUGAACGGGCCUUGUGGGAUCGUGGCACCUCUAACACCCCCGGAUGACAUCGACUCCUUCAAGUGGGAUUCCCCAUCACACACGCAACCCGCCGAGGGAGUCCGAACAGUGCCAAAUGUCGGACCAAGCCGCGCGCAGGGUCAGAGCCAACACACCCAGACUCGGACUAGUUCUACAUCGCGCCCCUCAGAGAUACAAAUGCCAGAGCUAUCGGAUAUGGCAGGAGGCGACUCAAGCAGACCUAAUUGGCUUGGACGGGCCUGCCAGAAGCUUGUGUCUCCUCUUGGAAACUCGAGCACUCAGCAACAGGUGCAGAUGGUGGCCCAGGCAUUACCUGCGAGACCCAGCUCCGCCGACAUGCGUCAAGUUAUGGACAAAGUAGUCGAAGACAUCCAAUCUCAAUUUACGAUACCGCCCUACAUCACAAUCACCCAUGCUUAUUUUCAAGCCAUCAGUAUGGAUGAAGUACCGGCCUCACCUCCCGCGACACCGAAUGCGCAGUCCUCCUCCAGCGACGACUACUUCCAGGACCAUACGAUUUUUACACAUGCUGCCACUGUCCCAGCUUACCAUUUCCACUACGGUGCCGUUCAGCCCGGAGGUCCACGGCCGUCGAAUAUCAUUGCUGCACCGAGCAGCAUACAGAUCUCGAUCCUUGAGCGCUACAUCCCCCCUACAACGGCCAGAGAAGUGGAAGAUUUCUUUACACUGAGUAGACGCUCCUAUCUGGCAGAUCGAUUGCUCGAGCUCUCGUCGGAUAAUGGUUCUCUGCUAUUGGUAUAUCCGACCAAGCGAGGAGGCCAAGCAUUUGCCAACCGAUACAUUGGGCCUAUUAUCGAACCCUUUCUUCGCCAGUUCAUCCUGUUGAACAGUCUCUAUACUGAGAUCGCGAUGAAACUGGGCCGGAUGGCAGCAGUCAGCGGGAUGAAAUCUUUCGAGGAGAUGACGGCGCUAUUGGCCGCUAUGUGCGAAGCGCUGAGCCGAAGAGCGCCGGCACGCGGCUUGCCCAGUCGUUACAAUAUUGUCCAUGCAGAAACCGCCGAGGUGGUGCUGGAUCGCACGCUCUGGAGAGACUGGUACAUCGAGCAAGAGAAGCCUCGCCUUCGCCAGGACCUGGUAGACUAUCACAAGUCUGGCGGGCGGAUGCCAUCUAGAAGUGGGCAGAUUGAAAUCACACCAGGCAUGUUGGCGAGGGAGGUUGUCGAUGGGAUCCGCCAGAGCCGGGAGGUUGCAGGAGAUGUUGGACUGGAAGUUGGCGUGUUUGUGAUUCGGCGGUCCACCGUUGUGUAA